GGUGUUCCCUGAGAGAGGCCGUGGGAUCACCACUAAUCUUCCACUUGCUGCACUCUGUAACUCUAAUAGGAAGAACCAGAGGUUUGGCUGUCCUUAUUGUGGCCAUAUGAGUCGUGACUCCUAUGAUCUCAAGAAACAUAUUCGUACACAUACUGGGGAAAGACCGUAUGCCUGUCCACACUGUUCCUUUCGUACAAAGGAUAGCAGUACCCUCAGAGACCAUUGCCGAACUCACACACGAGAACACCGUUACAACUGUGCACACUGUUCAUACCGUACCAAUAAAAGUAGUGACUUUAAAGUUCAUUUAUUGAAGCACGAUCAAACACUUAUAAAUGUUGAAUGUUCAGAGGACUUACCGGAAUGAAUGUAUAUUUAUGUAUUUAUUUAUUUAUUUAUUUAUUUAUGAAAUAUCAGUGUGACUAAAGUUCAGAUUCUUACUGAAUUUUCUCAUAUUUUAUAAUUUUUUCCGUUGAUUUGAUUGUUACAAGCCUAUUAUGUGGACUAAUGAUAAGAUAAUACAAAUACAGCUUUUGAUGUUUAGCAAGAUUAGGAUGGUAUUAAUCUCCCUCCAUGUCAAAUUUUCAUACUCAUUACUAUUUCAAGGAGACGGGAAAACUGUAAGCCUUUAGUUUUUGUUUGAAAAGAGGCAAGAUUUUUAAGGCUGGUGCAAAUAUUCAUGAAGAGAUGUGGUUUGCUUGAGUUGUUGCAAAUUUGAAAGCAUUAGUAUAUAAUUUGGAUAGGGAGGGGUCAAAAAGAAGUAAGAUACCUUCUCUUUUCAUUAUAGGACUGUGGAGAUGGUCGAGUGCCAACAGUCUGCUCCUCAAGAGCAGGGCAGGGUAUGGAGGGGGGAGCGAUGUUGGCUGAUGGAACUAAAGCUGUGAUCUUCAUGAAAGUUUGCUCUACCUGUGGCUACGUCUCUAAGGAUAUGUGUGACCUUCGAAAGCACAUCAGAAUCCACACAGGCGAAAAGCCAUAUGUGUGUUUAUAUUGUCCUUAUCGGUCAGCUCA
Messenger RNA from Penaeus vannamei (Pacific white shrimp), 1011 nucleotides. The record is from RefSeq and is a predicted model, not a curated record. NCBI's taxonomy places the organism in Eukaryota, Metazoa, Arthropoda, Malacostraca, Decapoda, Penaeidae.